AUGGCUAUUAUCAGUCUUAAUAGUUGUUUUAAAACUAGUAGUGAUUUAUAUUUGAAAAUGUUUACAAAUGCCAAGCAUCGAUGGCAUAGGAACAUUAGUAUAAUACUGAAAAAAUUGGUUCCAUGGAUUCCUUUAUUGAUUUAUGGACUCUUCGUGGGAAUAUUAAUAUGUUUUUUUAUAAUACAAAAAGAUAAAGUCCUAAUAGGAUUAGAAAAACUUGUACAUAAAAUACAAACUAUGGGAAUUGG
This is a messenger RNA of Dentiscutata heterogama, 248 nucleotides long. NCBI's taxonomy places the organism in Eukaryota, Fungi, Glomeromycota, Glomeromycetes, Diversisporales, Gigasporaceae. The record is from the annotation of a GenBank genome assembly.